AAACAUAACGUUCCCACAGAUUAUACAAUACUGUACAACAUAGGCACCUAUAAGAAGACGGAACUCCUUGUAUUCUUCCUUGAAUGUAGCUAAUAAUUACAUCGUGAUUAAAUACUUAUAUUUCACUUAAUUUUUCUGUACUAUGAAGAAUGGAAUGCGAACAUUUGUUAGAUAACGUCAAAUUGGAACAAAUCAAAGUCGAGGACACAAAAAUCACAAAGAACUUCAGUUGUUCAGAAUGUUCAGUACCAGAACAGAACUGGCUUUGCCUACAUUGUGGUGUGGUGAACUGUGGUCGUUAUGUAAAUGGCCAUGCGAAGAACCAUGCUGACACACUCGGACACCAGCUUUGCAUUAGCUGUGAUGCUUAUUCUGUAUAUUGUUACAAAUGUGAUGAUUACAUUAUAAAUGAUACUGAGAACAAUAUAGAUAAAAUAAGGCAAUGUAUUAUACGGAUUAGGCAACAAAAUGAUGAAAAACAAAACAGUAGAGAAAAGCAGGAAGAUAGCAGACAAGAUGAAGAUGACUGUGAUGCCAAUAUACCUGGUUUGGUCACUGCUCCAGAUGAUAUAGUGCUCAAUGUUAUUGAAGGAGAUAUAGCAGUGCAACCAACAAGCUCUUCUUUAGAUCCUCACAGUACAGAAAUUGAAAACUGUGAUAGUAAACUUGAUAAAUGUAUUAAGGGGACUGAAGAAUCUAUACGAAGUCUUAGACCAAGAUCGAGGAAGAGAACUCAUUCCGAGGACAGUAGCUCAACUGAAAACUCAUUACAGAUAAACAGAAAAGAUAAAAAACGAUCGCCUUCUAAUGGAAAGCUUCAGAGAGAAAAAAAAGUUGUAGGAUUAAAGAAUUUAGGCAACACAUGUUUCAUGAAUGCAGUUCUUCAGAGUCUGAACAAUAUACAAGAAUUUAGUUGUUAUUUCAAUCAAUUACCUUCUUUGGAGAUGAAGGCAAAUGGCAGGAAGGUGUAUCAUUCAAGGAGUUAUACACGACAGGAGAUGAAUGAUGUUGUAAUGGCUGAAGAACUCCGUAAGGUGUUGAUAAAUCUCAAUACUGGUGGUUGCGGUUCGAAAGGUGCUAUUUCACCGGAGUGCUUGUUCCUUGUGAUUUGGAAGGUGGUACCGAGGUUUAGGGGCUAUCAGCAGCAGGACGCACAUGAGUUUCUCAGAUACAUGCUAGACAGAUUACACACGGAGCUGUUGCAACUGCUGCCCCCCGAGAAGCCGGAGCCCGGGUUCGUGGCGCGGCCUCCGUCGGCGUCCAUCGUCACCGCUGUGUUCGGGGGAACAUUGCAGAGCGAGGUUCGUUGCUUGGCGUGCGGCACGGAAAGCAAGAAGUACGACCCUUUCUUAGAUCUCUCACUGGAAUUACCAGAAGUCGGAAGAAAUGAUACGCCCGUCGCUCUUUCGGAUUGUCUCGCCAGCUUUGUACAGGUCGAGGAGUUGGCCGACACGGAGCGUUACUUCUGCAGCAGCUGCAAAUGUAAGCAGAAGUCCACUAAGCAGUUCUGGAUUCGGAGGUUGCCGAACGUUUUGUGUCUACAUUUGAAAAGGUUUCGGUGGCACAAUUAUUUCAGGACCAAGGUGGACACUUCGAUCUCGUUCCCGCUGCGCGCGCUGGACGUGUCCCGCUUCGUGCGCGACGUGCGGCGCGCCGAGCACGACGCGCUGCUGUACGACCUCGCCGCCGUCAUCGUGCACCACGGCUCCGGGGCCGGGUCUGGUCACUACACCGCGUUCGCUAUAAACGAGGAGCAGUGGUUCCACUUCAACGACCACACGGUGCGCGCCGCGGACUCGCACGCCGUCGCCAGCUGCAAGCCCUACAUACUCUUCUACAUCCGCAGGGAACUGUCGCUGUGACACCGAUACCGACCUCAAUACUCACAAUUUUGACCCUCGUACACUCAGAUUAGUCUGUAAUGGUGUAAUCAAGAAGGGUGUAAUUAAAAUCGGGACCUGAGAUACAAAUGGCUGACUCUAAGUGAAUGGAGUGACAGAGAAGGGACAAGACAAAAAAAAGUUUGGGAAUCUAUGUUCAAAGGUCAUUGCCCCUGUAAUAAUUAAGAUUGUAAAAACACUGUAUGAUACAAGUGUUGCCAACUUUUAUUUUUUACAGCGCGCUCAAAGAUCGUUACAAGUAGCUUAAAAUAUAUAAAAUAAAAUGGCUGUUAGGUAUGUAUGUAUGCUCCCGUGUCCUGUGUGCAAGUAUCUUGGGCUCUGUCCUUUUGACUUUUAUUAUAAUAUAUACAUGGAAGGCUCCAUGAAGCUCGCUGUUGUUAAAAUCUACUGAAUUGUGAAUAUGCAUUAUUCUAUGCCUAUAUAUCGACUAGUAUUUUUUUUUAAAAACCUCAUUCUCAAAACACGUUUAUAAAUUUUAUAAAAUCGUAAUUCUCAUCACGCAUUCGUUUUUGGGAGUGAUUUUUGCAAAUGAGUAUCCGAAAUAAUUUUUUGUAACGUAAUAAAAUAUUUUUAGUCUAAACAAUAAAUUAUGUCAGCCUUUUUUUAACAAGAUGUUUUCUACUUUUUUAUUAAUUCGCAAUAGGUCAAAAUAAGUUUCGUGUUUCUUAUUUCAUCGCAAAUGAGGUUGUGUUUUCGAUUGUGAAUUCAAAUUUGGAAUGUGUGAUUCGCCACAACGUUGACUAGCCACCAACGACUAUGAUGUUUUUUUUUAACAAACAAACAAGCAAAAACAUCCGUCAAACUUUAGAUCCUAUGAUUAAAGUAAACUUAUGAUCUAAUUAAUUAAGAAUGUAAUAUUUAAAAGGCUAUUAUUGUGUAUAAUUAUGACAGUUAUUAUGAGAUAACGUAAUGUGAUGGGACAGUUUAAUCUGCCCGCCUGGUUUUAUUUACAGCUUUUUUUUCUUCGUAAUAAUAAAUCAUGAACUGUUAUUUUUGUGAUUUCUACACAGUAUAUGUACAUCUCGUAUUUUAACAGAUUGAAAUUUUUAAUGAAUCCUUUACGAUAUUUCUACAUAGUAAAACAGAGUCGCUUUCUCCGCGCUUUCUUUCUUAAUCUCGCCACCGAUUUUGAUGUUGUUUUCACCAAUCGAUAAACGAAGAAGUUUUAUUUAAACAAUACGUCAAUAUUUUGGCACAUCACGCUUGACUAUAAUGGCGGUGUUAUGAAAAAAAAGUUAUUUUUCGCGUGUUUACUUGGCUCACGCUGGCCAAAUCGAGAAGGCUAGUUUUAAAUAAACGAUAACAUUUUCAGUUCGAAAAUAAGGUCGAUUUAUCCAAGAGUGUUCAAACAAUAAUAAACGUUGCGUAACACCGGUGCGUGUUUCGUUAUGGGAUAUAUAUUAUAUUUUGUUGCCGAAAACAAAGGUCUGUUUGUUUUUAAGACGUACUUUUCUGCACCCUUUGCCUACACCAGCGGUCGGGGAAGUUUUUUAAUUAUUACCCCAAAAUAUUUUUGAAUAAUAUUGAAGAACAAAAAAAAACGAAAUCGCUUCUUUUUAGUAUCUUUCAUAUUGUAGCCCCCAUGAUAAUUUUGAAAAGAAAACAAUAACAAAAAAUUUAACGAUUCUAAAGAAGUUUCACUUCAAUAUAUACUUUUUACUCACAAAAGUUUCAUUUUUACCCCCCAAAAUUUCAUUUCAAAAAGUCGUUGACCUCUGCUUGUUUUUCACCUGAACUUUAAUAAGAUCCUAGUGAGAUUUUUUAUCUAAAUAAUAAAACACGAAUGCUGUCAAUAUCGACGGCGCAUAUUUUGAAUUAUUUAGAUAUAAUGGUGUAUUUUUAUAACAGCUGUCGACUGCAUAGCGUUGUAUAUUGGCAUCACACGGUACCGCUUCGAAGACAUGUUUAUGCAUAUCGACGCUUGAAAGUCUCGAAUAUAUUAAGUGUAUAAUCUAUGCUUGAAAGGCAAACGUGACUAAGCGACAAUGCGUGAACUUUACAGUAGACUAAUUUGAAGUUGAAAUACCUGAAAAAAAUUAUAUUUUAACGAAUCUAGCUGUAGAAUUGAAAUGAUUUUAAUAGACCUAGAAUUUUUUUUUUGCGCAUCGAAUAUGGUUAUUGCCUAUCAUUUAUGUACAAAGCAGUUAUUGUCGCUUAGUCAAGUUUGCCUUUCAAGCGUCGUUAUGCAAGCUUCCCUUUCAUUAGUAACAUUAAUAAUUUAAUAUAUUUUGAAGUUCCUUACGAAUCGGACAUUAAAUGACGUAUUAAUCGCGCGUUUAUUAAAUACUUUUGCUGUUUCACAUCUAGACAAAUUUUAAUUGCGUUAUUAAACUGUGCAAGGAUUAUAAUCGCAUAUUAUGUUGAGAUUCUUUAAAUUAGCCAAAAAGGUUUUCAAUACAAACUCUUUCGAAUUUGGUGAACCAAUCUAAAUGCUUAUUAAAAAUAUAAUAUCCUACGAAUACUGUUAAUGCGACCGUCUGCGUGGAUGGUUGGAUAUUUCACUGAAAAAAUACUUACGGAUUUUGAUGAACUGUCACGAUGUAUUAACUGAUUAAGACUUAGGCUAUAUAAAAUAGUACGAUCAAAGUAUGGUAGGUGGCGCGCGAGUAGUUAGAAUUUAAAGUUUAUCGGACAAUAAUAGUCACAGCGGAGCGUAACCUUGUCUUGCGUAAUAUAAUCAUGAAGUCGUACCUCAUUAAUUUUCGAAUAGAUUUCGUUUAAAAUAAUGUACAAAUCAAACAUUGUUCGCAGAUUUUGUUAAUUAAUAGCAAAAUACAAAAGCUUUAAGCAGGCAAAGUUAAAAUAAUGUUUAAAAAAAAUAUAUUUCACGUGUUUUACAGAAAAAAGUACUUUAAUAUAAAUGAAGGCACAAAUUUUCUGUACAGAUUAAGGUCUAAUGCAGUAUGGAACCGAAAUUUAGUACCUAGGUAGCACAGGAUUUCAUACGAGCCUCUCUGAUCUACAAAAGAAAAACAAAAACCAACAUAUACUUUUUAAAUAUCAUAAUAAGAUACUUAAGCUUACAUACUGAUAUACUUAUAUACGCGAGUUAUAACACUUAAAAAAGUUAGUUACAUCUUACGAGUAUAAAUGAUGAAUUGAUAAAAAUGCCUUAGAUUCAAAACUAUCUACACGCCAAACAAACUUCAAGACGUUGACAGUUGACAUUAAAUUCUACUUUUUAGAUAGGCUAUUACUGCAAGACGGUUUCGUAGUCGCUUUGCUGGUCGUGGAUUUAACAAUAAUUUAGGUAUACCUCGUGUUUUGUUUCUCAAUUGGACUUACUUUUUAAGAUUCGAAUUCUUAAUUACGCCUCUUACAUUCCCAUUGGUUUUUUCUUAACGCGAAAAUGUAUUACGCAAAGAGAAAACGAGAAUUGUGUGUUGAAAUGUUACGGUGAACCUUGUGUAAAUAAAAUCGGUUUUUUGUUUCGUGAUUGUAGUCUAUAUCAAAACCGAAGUAACUUUAUAGAAAAAAAAAAUACAGAUUAGUUUUGUAUAAGCAACAUCGAUUACCGGAAUUUAGUGUUGAAUUUAAUAAAUUCGCCAAAAUAAAAUAAAAA
This is a messenger RNA of Bombyx mori (domestic silkworm), 5463 nucleotides long. Its product is annotated as ubiquitin carboxyl-terminal hydrolase 3. The record is from RefSeq and is a predicted model, not a curated record. Lineage: Eukaryota; Metazoa; Arthropoda; Insecta; Lepidoptera; Bombycidae. The coding region runs from base 150 to 1862 and encodes 570 amino acids. Gene Ontology annotation, cellular component: cytoplasm. Gene Ontology annotation, biological process: protein deubiquitination. Gene Ontology annotation, molecular function: zinc ion binding; cysteine-type deubiquitinase activity. The transcript is spliced from 10 exons.